AUGAUGAAUCUGGAACUGGUCUACAUGCUCAAGUACGACUCUUCCCACGGUAUCUUCAAGGGUGAGGUCGGCAACCAGGGCAACGACCUCGUCGUCAACGGCAAGACCAUCAAGUUCUACUCUGAGCGUGACCCCGCCAACAUCAAGUGGUCCGAGACCGGCGCCGACUACGUCGUUGAGUCCACCGGUGUCUUCACCACCAUUGACAAGGCCAAGGCCCAUCUCCAGGGCGGUGCCAAGAAGGUCAUCAUCUCUGCCCCCUCCGCCGACGCUCCCAUGUACGUCGUCGGUGUCAACGAGAACAAGUACGACGGCUCUGCCGACAUCAUCUCCAACGCUUCUUGCACCACCAACUGCCUGGCUCCCCUCGCCAAGGUCAUCAACGACAAGUUCGGUAUCGUUGAGGGUCUCAUGACCACCGUCCACUCCUACACUGCCACCCAGAAGACCGUCGAUGGUCCUUCCUCCAAGGACUGGCGAGGUGGCCGUGGUGCUGCCCAGAACAUCAUCCCCUCCAGCACCGGUGCCGCCAAGGCUGUCGGCAAGGUCAUCCCUGAGCUCAACGGCAAGCUCACCGGCAUGUCCAUGCGUGUCCCUACCGCCAACGUCUCCGUUGUUGACUUGACUGUUCGCCUCGAGAAGGGUGCUUCUUACGACCAGAUCAAGCAGGUCAUCAAGGAGGCCUCUGAGGGUGACCUCAAGGGUGUUCUGGCCUACACUGAGGACGACGUUGUCUCCUCUGACCUUAACGGCAACACCAACUCCUCCAUCUUCGAUGCCAAGGCCGGUAUCUCCCUCAACGACAACUUCGUCAAGCUGGUCUCUUGGUACGACAACGAGUGGGGUUACUCCCGCCGUGUCCUCGACCUCCUGGCCCACGUUGCCAAGGUCGAUGCCUCCAAGUAAGCGCAGAGCGUUCAAGGGGCUGGAAGCAAAACCAAACCUAAUUAGACGCGACACGAUGAAGAUUCCAGUCGGUCGUGUGUUUUAAUGAAGCAAAGAAAUGAAAGCAAGUAAAAAUACCAAAAUCCGGGGAGAUUGUCGGAGGGGAUGACAACGAGGUUGUUAUCAUCGGCUCGAGUUCCCUACUAGACAAUUGAUCUUAGUAUAGCCGUGGACAGAAAAAAAUAUAGAUCCAUCCCUCUUGAAAA
Fusarium graminearum PH-1 is the source of this 1151-nucleotide messenger RNA. RefSeq names its product glyceraldehyde-3-phosphate dehydrogenase. Lineage: Eukaryota; Fungi; Ascomycota; Sordariomycetes; Hypocreales; Nectriaceae. Gene Ontology annotation, molecular function: NAD binding; oxidoreductase activity, acting on the aldehyde or oxo group of donors, NAD or NADP as acceptor; NADP binding. The coding region runs from base 1 to 906 and encodes 301 amino acids. The transcript has 2 exons. Gene Ontology annotation, biological process: glucose metabolic process. The record is from RefSeq and is a predicted model, not a curated record.